GCAGCCUGAGCCAGGCUGUGUGGAGGUUUGGAAGCGAGUUACGGUGCGCACCGCGAUCGCUUCGCAUUGGAGGUAAACUUUACUCCACUUAUCUGAACAUAACAGAAAAAGUUACCUUGAACCGGUCUCUCUUCUUACCACAUUUACUGAAUGGUGUCCCGACCUGCCCCGGAGAAGGAGGACUGAGCCUCAUCGCCACGUUCGUCCCGCGAGGGUCCGAGAGCGAGAGACAGAGAGAGAGAGAGAGAGAGCCCGCGCUGGUCCGCUCAACCCGACGGUCUCGAUAAGGGGUCGGGGCCUCAGCGUCCUCAAAGGAGAUCGGGGCGCGGGGAGGGGGGGCGAUGAACGUCACCAGCCUGUUCUCCUUCACCAGCCCAGCAGUGAAGAGGCUGCUGGGCUGGAAGCAGGGCGACGAGGAGGAGAAGUGGGCCGAGAAGGCGGUGGACGCCCUGGUGAAGAAGCUGAAGAAGAAGAAGGGCGCCAUGGAGGAGCUGGAGCGGGCGCUCAGCUGCCCCGGCCAGCCCAGCAGCUGCGUCACCAUCCCGCGCUCGCUGGACGGCCGGCUCCAGGUGUCCCACCGCAAGGGCCUGCCGCACGUCAUCUACUGCCGCGUGUGGCGCUGGCCCGACCUGCAGUCGCACCACGAGCUCAAGGCCCUGGAGUGCUGCGAGUUCCCCUUCGGCUCCAAGCAGAAGGACGUCUGCAUCAACCCCUACCACUACAAGAGAGUGGACAGCCCCGUGCUGCCCCCUGUGCUGGUACCCCGGAACAGCGAGUUCAACGCCAAGCACAGCAUGCUGCCGCGCUUCCGCAACCCGCUGCACCAGACGGAGCCGCACAUGCCCCACAACGCCACCUUCCCCGACUCCUUCCCCCAGGCCGGCGGGCUCCCCUUCCCCCUCUCCCCCAACAACAGCUACCCCAGCUCUCCAGAGGGGGGCAGCAGCGCCACCUUCCCCCAGUCCCCGUCCAGCUCUGACCCCGGGAGCCCCUUCCACAUGCCAGCAGAAACCCCUCCGCCUGCGUACAUGCCCCCAGAAGAACAGGUGACUCAGGACUGCCCCCAGCCAAUGGACACCGGCCUGCUGGCCCCGCCCCUUCCAGUAGAGAUAAGCAGUAGGCCAGAUGUCCAGCCGGUUGCCUAUGAGGAGCCCAAGCACUGGUGCUCGAUUGUUUACUACGAGCUGAACAACCGCGUGGGGGAGGCUUUCCAGGCCUCGUCCACCAGCGUGCUGGUCGACGGCUUCACCGACCCCUCCAACAACCGCAACCGCUUCUGCCUCGGCCUCCUGUCCAACGUCAACCGCAACUCGACCAUCGAGAACACCCGGCGGCACAUUGGGAAAGGCGUGCACCUGUACUACGUGGGGGGCGAGGUGUACGCCGAGUGCCUGAGCGACAGCAGCAUCUUCGUCCAGAGCCGCAACUGCAACUACCACCACGGCUUCCACCCCACCACCGUCUGCAAGAUCCCCAGCGGCUGCAGCCUCAAGAUCUUCAACAACCAGGAGUUCGCCGAGCUCCUCGCCCAGUCCGUCAACCACGGCUUCGAGGCCGUCUACGAGCUCACCAAGAUGUGCACCAUCCGCAUGAGCUUCGUCAAGGGCUGGGGUGCCGAGUAUCACCGGCAGGAUGUCACCAGCACCCCCUGCUGGAUCGAGAUUCACCUGCACGGUCCCCUGCAGUGGCUGGAUAAAGUGCUCACUCAAAUGGGGUCCCCCCACAACCCCAUCUCUUCAGUGUCCUAGACUUAACUGGGACCAUUGCUGGACUACAUCAGUGCCCUAGACUGAUCUGGGAACAGUGCUGGACUGCAUACUAUAUUGAAAAUUGAGUGCCAGUACUGGGAUUUUUUGAAGGGUGGGGGGGGGGGGUGUUUUACUUGAAGGACGUCCGAAUCGGGCACAUGGCAGACUAGUGGGUGGGGGGUUGGGGGGGUGACUAAGUUUCUGGAAGUUACUUGAUAUUUGUGACCAACUGUAAUAAUUAGACCAUUAUACUCAUUGCCAGUUCCCUCCUGCUCUCGUUCUAGCCCUUUCCAUUUCAUCAUGUUUCCAGUUUACACUACAGUAUUCCAUGGCUGACCCAGGGUAAUCUCGAGGUGCUAGCAGUUGUACACCUGCGCAGAACAGAGGGCAACUGGGCUAAAUAAAAAGCAUUUAGAGUGGUCAUAUCAAAAAAAGGAAUUUAAAUACAAUUUGUUUAUGGCUAUAUUAGGACAGCAGUUAAAGUAAACGUCUCCCAGAUGCGUCCUCGUUCUUUUGUAGAACUGAAAAAAA
Molecule: messenger RNA, 2279 nt
Organism: Anguilla anguilla (European eel)
Lineage: Eukaryota; Metazoa; Chordata; Actinopteri; Anguilliformes; Anguillidae
Gene: smad1
Product: SMAD family member 1
Exons: 7
Coding region: 342-1748 (468 amino acids)
Biological process (GO): BMP signaling pathway; SMAD protein signal transduction; cell differentiation
Cellular component (GO): heteromeric SMAD protein complex
Molecular function (GO): DNA-binding transcription factor activity, RNA polymerase II-specific; RNA polymerase II cis-regulatory region sequence-specific DNA binding; I-SMAD binding
Source: RefSeq, a predicted model, not a curated record